Molecule: messenger RNA, 1170 nt
Organism: Peronospora belbahrii
Lineage: Eukaryota; Oomycota; Peronosporomycetes; Peronosporales; Peronosporaceae
Source: the annotation of a GenBank genome assembly
AUGGCGUUACCAACUACGUCGACCAAAAUACCACCGUACUGGACGCCUCCAGACCAAUGUAUUAUGGAGUAUUUGCUGCUGGAUCAGUCGGACGUUGAGGAGCUAGAAAGUAUGAAUUUGAGACGGACUGAGGAACUCAAUAGAAUAAGGACAGUAGACACGAAACAACAGCAAAAGCCUACGAAGCAAAGCGGCGACAAUUUGUUGGAAGAACUUGAUAGUGGCCAGGCUAAACAGAUAGAAGAGGAACGACGAGCUCGGCAUCGAGCCGUGCAGCGUCGCUUUAUCCAGCGCAGGAAGGUCGAGUUGGAACGGACGAAAGAAUUGGCACAGACGUUAGAAAAGCGAUAUUCUUGUCUGAAAAUUGCAGCAGAAGAGAGAGACCUGAAGGCCGAGAAUCGAGAAUUGCAAGCUCGUGUGGAUGCUGCAGUGCCUUCUGUGCCCAGAGUGCCUCAAGUGGACCAUAUCCAGCUAUUGAUGCAGAAUCAGCUGGAGCUGGUGAAAGAGUUUUACGAACCACUCACGCCACAAGAGCUGGAAAGUACCCAACUGAAAGUACAAACGGAAUACGAGCUCUCACGUCGAGAUGGCACGUAUCAGACUUCGGGUGCCUUGGUCAUGGGAUGGAGCGAUUUCCGUAAGGUGGAGGAAUCGUCUGUCAAGUUUGUGCUGUCGAAAAAAUUCCCCAAUGUACAGGCAUUGCAUCUGAUGAACUUCACGUGGGAUACCUUGUCUUUGCCUGCAACCUACGCGACGUUCUUCAGUCCUGCAUUCCCGAUCAAGAUUCAAGUCAUGCAGCAGUUUGGCCGCAACGCAGUCGUUAUUCAUCGUGUGCUAUUUAAUCCACACACUCAGAGCUCGUCCAAUUCGUUAGAACUGCUAUGGCGUGUCCGACUUGGCGAUGAAUACGUCAUUUUUGACUCGGCGCUUCAGCACAAUGCGGUCCAGCAAUGCCUUGGUGCGUCUUACAAAUGGACGCAAAUGACGACGUCUUUAGGUUUUACCCCAUUGGAUGUCAACAAAGUCAAUGGCUGCAUCUUUCGUCAUGGUGGUUGGCUACGUGCUUCAGUCACAAAUGCUGACUAUUGGCUCAUGGAGAUGUUUUUCAUGGCGUUACGCUAUGAAAGCGCCAUGGUAGCGCCAGUUUUUGCGCUUUCAUACGACGAAUGA